UUGAAAGCUUCAGCAAAAGUUGCAGAUGGCCCCUGAAUGAAAAGUAAUGUCCUGCUUGGUUAAAAAAAAUAAUAGCUGCUCUCCAGAAACAACUGUGUCAUCUCUUCUAGCAAGUGGUAACUUUAAAAGUGGCCAUGACUCCUUGAGUCACGGUUCAGUCCAAUACAAGGACAAAUUGUAUAGCUCUGCAUCUCAAGCUUUAGAGGCCUACAUUAAAGAUUUUGAUCUCAAUCUUUCAUCGCCAGAUGUCAGACCUGGAAAAAUUGAAAUUCUUUGGAGGGCUUCUGAAAAUUUCAGGUCCUCAAAGGAUGAUUUUGAGACCAAGAGUGAAAAUGCCAAGCAGCAUAGACGUCUGGGAAGAAGAAUUGUUUAUGAGCCAGAUAUAGUCAGUCUGACUACAGAUGAUCUUUUAGCAUUACCUGCAGAUGGUUCCCUCUCUUUCAGGAUCUCUAGGUCAUUAGCUCAGAGAAGCAAUGUGAACAGGAGGUCCUGGACAACAUCUGCUUCUUGUUCUCAUCCCUGGACUUCAUCCUUCCACGAUAAAGAAAAAGAAGAUUCUUUGAAAAAUUCCUUGCUUCCCUCUUCAUACCAUGAAGCUGGCAGAAAAAAGGGUACACGAUAUAAAUUUCCAAAACAUCAUUCUGUGCUGCCGGGGAAUGACCAGCUUGCCAACCGAGAGACCAUGCUUCAUAAGAAUUAUCCAAGAUGGCUAACAAGCCAUAAAACUGAGUUGAGCAUUUCAGACCUCAGUAGUAUUCCUGAAUCCAAAUAUCCCAUCUGGCUGAAGAACCACAAUCUCUUAUUGGAUUCAAGUAAUGAAAAUUCUACACAGACCUCACAUCUGUUUUUGCAAGAUAAUCAGGAGUUGAUGGAGUUUCAAAAUAUUAAAAGACAUAAUGAUAUGUUGAGCCUAAAGCAUGAAUGUGAUACUCAAUCAAAUUGCCCAAAAGAUUCUCCAAGUGCCUGUUUUCUACUGCAGGGCUUAAGAGAGCACAAGGAUCCGCUUAUAGAUGACACAGAGAAACUAAUUCAGAAAGCAAGGAGGGCGCUGGAACCUUCAGCUGAGCAAUCAACCAGUCUCCUGAAAAAUGACGGCAGUCCAUGUACAGUGGAUAUUCUAGAAGCAGAAAGAGUGUGGGAUAACGUUCCAAUUGGUUUAAAAUCUCCGGUACCUAUAUCCUGUGUGGAGGAGAAUUCUCCACCAAACCCCAAGGCCAGCAUGGUCAAUAACUUUUUAGAAGACUGUUUGCAGAAUGGUCAACAGGAGAGUACUUUUUCGGGUGGAAAUCAUCAUGGUCCUGUAGAAGCUUUGAAACUUAUGCUGUUUAACCUUCAAGCCGUUCAGCACAGCUUUCACAAAAACAAAUCUGACAGAUCAAAGGAAGAGUCCCCCAAAGUUUCAAGUGAAGAUGAAGAUUUCAAGUUAACCGAUUGUGAUAUGAUCCCUGUGGCCCAGUCUCUUCAGAGAGCUUUGCAUCAUUUAGCUCGACUUAAAGGAUUGGUGAACGAUACAAGUGGUAGAGAAGAACCAACAGAAUCGCUCAAGACAUGAAGAAGCAUUGAUCAUAAAUAUAUCUACAAAAUAAAUAUAAUUUAAAACAUCAAUUGAAUGGAGGGGCAUGUAUUAAGACACUCGUGAACUUCUGAACUCAGCUUUUUUCCAAAUCUUGUAUUUCUGUAAAUAAGAAUGUAUCUAACUAGUCUCCAGAGGCAUGUUAUCUUUUAUGAAACUUUGCCAGGCCCUAAGGAAAUGUGCAAAUUAUAGAAAAGGGUUGCUCUACUUUGAGACUGUUACUUCCUUAAUAGCUGUUUUCAUCCUAGCUUGGUAGAAAUAGUGAGCAGCACAGGCAUCUGCUAAAGAAAAAAGCAAGCUUUAAGCUCUGAAAACUAAUUUUAUAAUUUUUUACUAUUCCUGAUAACAGAGGCCAGAAUACAAAUGAUUGUUAUUAAAUCAGA
Pseudonaja textilis is the source of this 1956-nucleotide messenger RNA. It is a transcript of the gene C2H18orf54, whose product is annotated as chromosome 2 C18orf54 homolog. NCBI's taxonomy places the organism in Eukaryota, Metazoa, Chordata, Lepidosauria, Squamata, Elapidae. The record is from RefSeq and is a predicted model, not a curated record.